This is a messenger RNA of Camelina sativa (false flax), 1089 nucleotides long. RefSeq lists its product as uncharacterized. The record is from RefSeq and is a predicted model, not a curated record. NCBI's taxonomy places the organism in Eukaryota, Viridiplantae, Streptophyta, Magnoliopsida, Brassicales, Brassicaceae.
AAAACCAAAAAAAAAUAAAUAAACAUUAAAAAAAGAUAAAAGAAAAAAACCUAAAAAAUGGCAAGAAUUUCAUUAGCAUUAGGUCUAUUGUUACUAGUAUCAUUAAGUGAGGUAUACGAAGUGCAAGGGACGUUUUUAUUGAGGCAUUACUUGAGGAAACUUCCCAGAAGGAACAGAGACUUUCGACCAUUUGCUUGCUAAGGUAUGUUGAGGUUUGUGACCCUUCUGCAAUCUUUGUGUCCAUUGAAGCCACGAUACACGAGCUUCUUCGGAAACCUAAAGUCUUACAUGAACUUCAUAAACUCGGCCUCCGGGUCGGCAAACUAUGACUCCGACCUGAAAGGAAAAGCCCAGGGCCUCUACUCAUCUAUUUCUGCAUUGAGUGGCAAAGGCGGAGCAUCGGCUGAUUCCAGCAAGGUUAUGGAAACAUUAAUGUCAAUGGGUAAGACAUUGGGCCACCAGCAAGAGAGCAGUCCAACAAUGUCGCUUGGAGAAAGGAAAGAGUUGAUCAUGUCUAUGGCGAAAUGGACACAAACGAUUGGUCAAUUCGUUGUCAGUCCUGCAGCACAGAACGGAAAAACAAUUGAUAUUUCAUCUUUAGGACUUGAUAUUGACGCGAGUGCCACCGCAACUGGAGAGUCCACUACCAAUACCGAGACCUCUACCACUACUGACACUGGUACCCCUUCUGGAGGCAAUACGGCCACUGGCACUGGUUCCACAGCUGGAGGCACUACGACCACUGGCACUGGCACCACAGCUGUUGGAAGUCCAACUAGUAGUUGCACCACAAGUAAGUGUUCUAAUGGUGAUGGAAGCUCCUUUAAAGCUGCUGUGAACAUUCAGCACGGAGGGAAGGCAUCCUCCCAGUCUCAACAAACCACAUCAGCCCAACAAGACGUAACCUCUGCUGGCUCUAGCUGAAGAAAGGCCGACCUAGCAUAUAAUAUAUAUAUUAAAAGUAUUAAUAAUAUUAUUUAAAUAAGAAGACGGCCCUGCUAAGCAUAAUUUAAGCAGCGAGCUGUAGAAUGUUUGGCUCACUAUAUAUAUAAAGCCUGUUUUUGAUAAUAAAUUAUAAGUUUUUUUUAA